Molecule: messenger RNA, 1959 nt
Organism: Papaver somniferum (opium poppy)
Lineage: Eukaryota; Viridiplantae; Streptophyta; Magnoliopsida; Ranunculales; Papaveraceae
Exons: 2
Coding region: 929-1780 (283 amino acids)
Source: RefSeq, a predicted model, not a curated record
AUUGAUUACCUAAGUUUUCCAAGUUAUGAAUCAUAGUAAUAGUAUAAAAUCAAUGCCAGGCUGGUCUUUCAACCGAGUAUCAAAUUUAAAAGAAAAAAGAGGACUAAACUGGUUUAGUCCCUCACAUUCAUUCAUAAAGAGGACUAGGAUCAGACCAAGAUUCUCUGCGAGCCUCACCGUGGACACAAUCAUAUCCCACUGUAAAUAGCAAGAGAGAGAGAGAGAGAGAGAGAGAGAUUCUAAAACUCACUUACAGCCUUCUUUCUCUUCCCCAGUCCACAACCCUGAUCAUCGAUCCUCUACUCCUCAUGGAGAUCGAUUUCAGAAAUCCCAAAAAUUCCCCAAAAUCAAAAAUGUCCUCCGGGAUUGGGAUAUCGUUGCCUGGUCCAUCAUCUACCUUCCACGUUCGUAUUGGCAAGAAAUUCAACCAUGUCAAGUAAUGGUAUCCCAAACGGAAAAAUUAGGGAAAAGAAAAAAAAGAGUUUGAUGUUUUGUUUUUACUACCAAAACGAGCUCCUCUUCUGCUUUAUGACCCAGAGGGAAAUUUCCUUGGACUAGGGUUGGAAAUUUGGUGACAUCAUUAAGAAAUCCACUCACUCUCUCUCCUCUCAACUUAAAAACCCAAAGAUUUUUAGGGUUUCAAUCAUAAAGAGUUUUCUAUCAGUUCCUUUGUGGUUCAAGGAAGGAGGUGUUGUUUUCUUCAGGGAUCUUGAUAAUUUGAGUUGAAACCAAACAGCAAUUGAGCUCUUUACUAAGACAAAAAACCUCAAAUUCUUGGAUGCAAAUCAAAUCAUCGGCAAAACAGUGAAAAUCCCAGCAAAAUCACCUUCAUUAAAUUUCUUUCUGAUUACCCUAAUCUUCAUUCUCCCACUUUCAUUGACUCAAUUGUUGUUUAAAGGUUCAUUCCUCAACUUCUGUGUUACCUUUUAUGGUUACUUUUCCUGUAAAUCAUCAUCUCCUUCGGAUUUCUUCUACUUUCUUUCUCUUCCUCUUCUCUCUUUUCUCUACCUCCGCUAUUGCUUUCACAGUAGCUUCUCUGUAUGCAUCCAAAUACAUCUCCUUUGUCUCCACUCUCUUUGCAAUUCCUCGCAUAUCUAAACAUCUUAUAAUCACCUUCUUUUACGCCUUGCUUCUCAUAAUCAUCACCUACUUGGCCGUCUUCAUUCCUGCAUCCGUCUUACGAGCUUUGUUAAAUAUUAAUGAAGGAGCUCUGAGGUGGGGUUUUAUUAUCAUAUUUGGUAUCAUACACCAUCUUGUUCAUUUGUAUGUCGCAGCUUUACGGCAUUUAUCCAGUGUAGUCUCUGUUCUUGAACCAAAUUUGUAUGGCUUGGCAGCCAUGAAGAAGAGUAAGCAACUCUUACAAGGGAGAACUAUAAUUGCUAUGGAACUUGUGAAUUCUUACUUUACGGCUACAUGGGUUAUAGGAUUGUUGUUAGGGUAUGCGAUGCAGUUUCCUAUACAUUUCAUGGUUAAGAUUUUGUUGGGAUUGCUGUGUUUGUUCAUGUUGGUGGCAGUUAAUCUCAUAGGGCUAUUAGUUCAGAAUGUAUUCUUCUUUGCCUGUAAAGCUCACCACAAGGAAGUGGUUGAUAAGAAUGUUUUGUUUGAUCAUCUUUGUGGGUAUGAUCACGACAGAGUGGGUUAUAAGUCUGUAGCAUUGAUUCCUCCUGGCACUGGCAGUUUGAAGAUGCACAAAGAUCACGGCAGAGUGGGUUAUCAAUCUGUUGAAGUGAAUGGUAAUACUGACUCUACUAUCAGGAUGCAGAUAUUGAUUGAAAUAUGACACAAUGGGAUACCAGAAUGUUUAAAUUGUAAGGACCAAAAACCUCUCAUCUUUAAUGUACUAUCUAAUUUCCAGUAAUGUAGUGUAGCUUGCAGACUAUAACAGGCUUAGAUGUCUCUAACGGUAAUUGCUUGUACCUGGACUGGUAUUUUAAUGAUAGUAUCCUACUAAUUACGGUA